UGGUAAAGUCGUCAUCUGUCUCCCUCCGCUCUUAGAGUGCAAUGAAAUCAUGAAUAACCGCGCUGAGAUCCCGACACCAAGUGCGGUGCUACACCAGCCGCAUCUCCACCACAUCGCCAAACACAUCCCAGAACUGGAUCCGAAAGCGGAAAUACUCCUGCUAUUAGGAAGAGAUGUAAUGCGGGUACACAAGGUUAGGCAGCAGGUCAAUGGACCACACGACGCCCCCUUUGCACAACGCUUGGAUCUAGGCUGGGUGGUGAUAGGAGGGGUGUGCCCUGAAGACGUACACAAACCGAUGGUUAACACACUCAAGACCAAUGUGCUAGAGAGUGGCCGCCAUUCAAUCUUUCAACCCUGCCCGAGUGUCCCGUGCAUCAAGGAAGCACAACAAGGCGUUAACAAGCGCGAGGCAAGCGACGAGUCGCUGGACCAGUCAGUCUUCGCUCUAACGAAGUAUGACAACAAACUUGCACAAUCAGCUCAAGAUACCAUUUCUUUAAAAACCAAAGACACCAAGGUCUUCAGAGAUGAAGCAAAUAAUGGGGUUGCCGCAUUGCCUAUCAGAGAACCAUGCCAGCGCUCACCAGAUAACAAAGAGCAGGCAGUCGAACGGUUCACGUCCUUACGGAAAACCUGGAAAAGGAAACCUGAGAUGCAGCAACACACCCGAUUGGCCCACGACGUACUGUGCACCCUAAUGGCAGAGGUCACAGCCAUUAUAAACGCACAAUCAUUCCUACCUGUGUCUUCUGACCCAGAAAACCCCUUUAUACUUUCGCCAUCAACGCUCCUUACGCAGAAGGCAGGAGCACCUCCUCCACCAGGAGACUUCUCAGACAAGUAUUUGUACACAAAGCAAUGGAGACAAGUCCAGGCUCUGGCAAAUCAGUUCUGGUCCCGCUGGAGACAGAAAUAUCUACCCUCGUUGCAACAGAGACGAAAGUGGACAGAACCCCGCAGGAAUCUUCAAGUUGGAGACUUAGUCCUGCUCAGGGACAAGCAAAUCGCUCGCAACAGCUGGCCAACGGUCAGAAUCACUGCUACAUUCCCUAGCGAGGGUGGACAUGUCAGGAAGAUCGAAUUGAAGACUACCGACCAAGGCGAUGUGAAAAUUUACCAAGGGCCAGUUACAGAAGUUAUUCUACUUCUACCCAAUGACUGAUUAAGAGACUAAGUUUUGUACUCUGCUCAUUGUGACCUUACGAAGGUCAAGCGGGGAGUGUGCUGUCUUUACGACAGUUAUUUAGUUUAUAAUAUUUUCGCUUAGUAAUUCAUUCAAUAGUAUUUUCUAGUUAGAAUUAGGAGUGUUUAAAGUAUAUUCAUUGCAUGUAAAAUAUAUCGGCAUGCGAUGACGUCACAUCCGGUUUCACCGCGUCUUGUGGGAAAACACCGGUUUGAAAUUAGCGCGAGGGUGGGGGCUUUCCACGAGGCUCACCUGAGCAGAAGCAGUUUUGCAGGCAUGAGAAAUCACAGUGAGAGCAACGCUUUUUCACCAUAUGUUAAUGUGAAGAGUGAACAGUAAAUGGUUAAUCUUACUGCGAUCUGGUUCUUAUUAACUGUGGUUUAUCUGGACGUUAAAUUCGGC
Molecule: messenger RNA, 1588 nt
Organism: Hypanus sabinus (Atlantic stingray)
Lineage: Eukaryota; Metazoa; Chordata; Chondrichthyes; Myliobatiformes; Dasyatidae
Exons: 2
Coding region: 50-1165 (371 amino acids)
Source: RefSeq, a predicted model, not a curated record